Messenger RNA from Cajanus cajan (pigeon pea), 2287 nucleotides. RefSeq names its product protein SIEVE ELEMENT OCCLUSION B. Gene Ontology annotation, biological process: phloem development. The record is from RefSeq and is a predicted model, not a curated record. Lineage: Eukaryota; Viridiplantae; Streptophyta; Magnoliopsida; Fabales; Fabaceae.
AGUGCAAAGCUUCAUUUGCUUUCAAAUACAAACCCAAGAGGAUACUACUCUCCUUUUGAUUCACCAUGGCAUUGUCCACCGCUGCUUCAACUACCACUUUGAUCCAACAGAGUACAACUACUUCGAUCCAACAACGUCCCACUUUGUCCAACCCAUUUGAUCUUAGUGACGAUCAGAUCCUCGACAUAGUUCAUCUGCCCCACCUCAAUGACGAUGAACCUUGCGAUCCCAACCUCUACAACCUCGUCUCCAACAUUGUCCUUCGGAGUCAAUCCUCGAUUAUCUCCGCAGCCAGUUUCAAACCAGAAUUCUCCACUCUCAAGCUGAUUUCUUGCCAGAUGAUAUCGACACCCAAUGCUGCGCAUUGCGUGCACCAAACAACAAAGUGGAUUCUCCAACAUCUGAAAUGCUACUCGUGGGAUGCGAAAGCACUGAUAACUAUCGCUGCUCUGUCUUUGGAGUACGGGAGUUUGGUGCACCUUUCUCAGUUUCAAACUAACGAUGUGCUGGGAAGCUCAUUGAGACAGCUGAAUCAAGUUCAGAGCAGGAACGUGUCUGCUGAUCUUACCGAACUGGUGACCUACAUAGUGCAAGUGUUUCAGCACAUUAAAGAGUGGGCAACGUAUUCUGCUGAAGGUUAUGAUCCCGACGAAGUCCCUUCCUUGACAGAGGCCUUUCUAGCCAUCCCUGUUGUUGUAUACUGGAUAAUUGCUGCCACUGUUGCUUCUACCGGCAACCUUGUUGGUGUAUCGAGCUAUAAGUUAUCAGAAUAUAGAGUGAGGCUUGCUGCUGCUGUUAAGGAAUUGAUAACGCAUCUCACAAAAUGCAGUCAGCAAAUAGGCUAUGUACAAAAUUCCAUUGAUGUCAUGAAAGACUUUGACAAGGCUAAAUCUAUUGUGGGAAAAUUGAAGGCUCUGAUCUACCCACGAAGUGGAACUCAGAAUCUCAAUCCCAAGAUAUUUGAAGGGAGCUUCCUGGUUAAAGAGAGCAUUGAAGUGUUCAAGCAGAAAAAUGUGUUGGUCUUUAUCUCGGGCCUCUACAGCGUUGAGGAUGAGAUUUCGCUUCUGAACUCAAUCCACGACAGAUUGCAAGAAGAACCAAAAGAAGUGAAAAAUUUCAACAAAGAAGAAUUCAAGAUUUUGUGGAUCCCCAUUGUGGACGAGUGGAACGAUGGGCGUAAGGAACAGUUCAAAUCUUUGAAGAGUAUCAUCAAAUUUUAUGCAGUGGAAUACUUCUCUGAGUUACCAGGCUUCAAGAUAAUAAAAGAAAGAUUGAAUUUUGAGAAACAGCCUAUUGCCCCGUUGUUCACCCAAGGAGGUACCAUAUUGAAUGAAAAUGCCCUUGAAGUCAUCUUUGAAUGGGGCAUAGAGGCCUUCCCUUUCAGGAAAAUUGAUGGUGAUGAUCUUAAUCAAAAAUGGAAGUGGCUUUGGGAUUUACUCGUUAAAGCAACACCAGGACUGCAGGUUAAAAAGGACAGAUACAUCUUUGUGUAUGGAGGCACCAAUAACACGUGGAUCCAAAGCUUCACACACGAAGUGUCACAGCUGAAAAGGAAUGAAAGCAUCCAGCGUGCAGAUGUUAUAAUAGAUUACUAUCUACUUGGGAAGGGUGAAGCCAACACUGUUCCGAGCUUCUGGUUUGGCGUAGAAAGGAAGAAACAGAACAAGAAGCAUCAAGAAACAAUUGACUGCGAGAUUCAGAAAAUAGUGAAGUGCCUGUUUUGUCUGAAACGGGAUCCACAAGGAUGGGCUAUUCUGAGCAAAGGGCAUAACAUAAAGUUCCUUUGCCAUGGCCAGGCUCUUUAUCAGACCCUGGUAGAGUUCCAAAACUGGAAAGGAAAAGUGUUGAACGAUGGAUUCGACAUUGCCUUCAAAGAGUACUACGAUGUGAAGGAGAAAGAGAUAUCUGCUACUCAACCAUGUGAAUUUAUCAAUGUUGGCUAUACUUCAAGUGUCAUAGCUACCAUAACAUGCCCAAAUCCCUCUUGUGGCCGCGUCAUGGAGGUGUCUUCUGUUAACUACAAGUGCUGCCAUCGUGAUGAUGCUAUAAACUGUUGAGUCAAGUGAAAGAGCCCCAGUUUGCUUUUUGUUCAACUUUUCAACUUCUGCUUCCGUUUUGGUGUGUUUACUAUAUAUGCAUCACGGUGUGAUAUCAUAUAUAUCCACCUGCUUUCACCUUCAAUGGCUACACAUAGAAUAAGACUUUCUCUUUUAUACGUUCCUCUGUUUUUGAAUUUCUCCAUUGAAUAAAAUUAUAAAUCAUACAUGCAUGCGUACAAGUUUAACAA